AUGUUACCUGAAGACGCGCAAGAGGUGCCUGGAAGGUCUGGUUUAGUUGUUUGGGAUGAUCAAGUCGACACUACCGAAACCCCUCGAUCCAACCGUGACUCAUUCACGCCUGAAGUCGGCCAUGAUAUUUCGCUGUUCCCAACUCCCAUUACCAUUGCCCCUCCUCUGGUGCCACUCAUAGAUGAGAUCACCGGCCGAGGAAGAACAAUAUCAUUAUUCACCCCAGACCCUUGUCCUCACCACCCGUCUCCAAAUUUGCAGACGCCUUACAAGGGCAAUACCAUUGGUACUUCCUUACUGCCACAGGGAUCCAGGAAUAGACCGGUAUACACAAACAACACUUUGAAGGAGCGUGCAGAGUAUGAAGCAAGUCGAAUAGUUCAUCAGGUCAAGACAUUCGCAGAAUCGGGACAAACAUCUUUUAUCCACUGCUCUCAAACUAGCAAUUCCACUGUACUACGAGAUGCUUUGGCUGCUUGUUCUCUUUACACAGCGCGCAACUCAGCGAAUGCAUCUCUUGUAACAUCAGAAAUUUCACGGCGAGCAGAAUUACUCAUACAGGCGACAGACACAGCAAUCGCUUUGGGUCCUCUGAGCUCUCAAUCGGCCACGAGUCUUGACCUCCUACCCUCUGUCCAGGCCAUGCUUGUGUACCAGUGCAUACGACUAUUCUGGGAUGAUAAUUCACUACAAGAACAGGCUGAGCAGGACGCCAAGUCAAUAGCUAGAUGGAUUGAUAUCUUGCAAGCACUGGCGCAAGAAACUACCUCCAGCAAUUCAAAAUUUAAUCAGCCCUGGAAAGACUGGGUCCGAGCAGAGAGCAUCCAACGUACAAUGAUCUUUGCAGAUCUUGUCGAGAGUAUCUACACCUUUCUCAAAUUCGGGUGGUACCAGCAAAGUACGAGGCUGGCUGAGCUAGGCUUCACAGGCCGCGCAACCAUAUGGAACGCAAGGUCACUUACAGAGUGGCAAAAAGCCAUAGAGCAAAAGACCUGGCUCAGAUUAGAUAUGUCGAGGUUUCUUGAUAGUGUUAAGGGGACUUGUUUGGAUGACCUUGAUGAAUUGGGGACUAUGAUACUGGUCAGUUAUGAGGGCUUUGAGGUGUUGAGAGAGUGGGCUGGUGAUGAUAAGAAGUUGCUCGAGAAAUGGGGCUUAAGCUCUGGAUGUAAUGAUCCAUUCAAGUAG
Molecule: messenger RNA, 1185 nt
Organism: Fusarium subglutinans
Lineage: Eukaryota; Fungi; Ascomycota; Sordariomycetes; Hypocreales; Nectriaceae
Exons: 1
Coding region: 1-1185 (394 amino acids)
Source: RefSeq, a predicted model, not a curated record